Ilex paraguariensis (yerba mate) is the source of this 778-nucleotide messenger RNA. NCBI's taxonomy places the organism in Eukaryota, Viridiplantae, Streptophyta, Magnoliopsida, Aquifoliales, Aquifoliaceae. The record is from the annotation of a GenBank genome assembly.
UAAUGAGAAUGAAGUUGAUCAAUCAAUCGACCCUAAUCUGUUGCACUUACCGGUGACCAAUGGUUCCUUAGAACUGUUUAGACAAUAUGCUAAACAAAUCAAUCUUGAAGAUAUUGAGAGAGAGGCAGAGCUCAUCCAUUGGAGUCAUGAGCAUCCACUAAUCCUUUUUGAUGUGCAAAAGGACGAUGAUAUCAAAGAUGAGAUUACGUUAUGUGAUGGUUGCGUGCAACCAAUAUCAUUUCCAUUUUACUGUUGUAGUCAAUGCAACUAUUUUCUCCAUUUAAGUUGUGUCAACUUACCACGGGAAUUGCGGCACCCAAUUCACCAUGAACUCCCAAUGGUACUUUGUCAGGUUAUGAAAUUCUACAAGACCUUCUUGUGCGAUGCUUGCUGGGUAUGGACAAAUGGAUUUUACUACAACUGUGAAACAUGUUCAAAACAUCUCUGCAAUGGAAGUGGUUUCAGCUUCUCUACAAGCGGAUUUAAAUGUGAUGAUUGCAGGUUCAAAAUAUCUCACGACAGUGCUCUACUCCCAGUGAUUGCGAUCAAUCGUUUCAUCUUUUAUGCAUUAAAGAUUACUAUUCAAACGUCAAGUAUGGAGGUACCAUUGAAGUUAAUUGUCAUCCACACUCUCUGGCAUUUGUACGAAAGGCAAGGAAGAGGUUCUCGUAUUGCAGUUGUGGUCAUUCUUAUGUUAGAGUUAUCUUUGUUCAUACUGAUAUUGAUAUUGAGUGUCCCAUAUUCGAAUGUGGAGAGUGUAAUUAUACAUUGUGCUUAG